UUCAUCAUCCUUUUUGCUGCGCUUGGUUUCUACUUUAUUGUGCGCUACCACCGGAUAGGAAAAUCGUAAUAACACGUGCCAAUAUCAAUCGUUUCUCGUGAAGAAAGUGUCCCUCCGGUAGUGCGUCGCAAAGUGCAACAACAAUGGUGGUAGAAACCGCGUGGAAGCGCCAGCAAUCGAUACUCGUCUGAUCGUCGUCGUCAUCGACCUUGAAAAGUGUAUGUGCAAGAAACUCCUUAGCCGUUCUUGAAGAAAACAGACCAACAGCUCAACAUAGCCACGGGAGUGAUUACUGUAAUAGCACCUUCGCAGUUCGAAGCAAUAGCAAAAUGUGCAAUAUGUUAACUCUGGUGCAGAAAAGCGAGCAAGUGGAAACUACUACUUACGAAAUCCGCACGUCGCACGGGUUUACGUCAUAUCUGACGGCGCUUAUCAGUCGCUAGAUGGGACCACGGUGAAGCAGUCGUAGCGGUAUAUUUGUGGCAGUUCCGGGUCGUCGCUGCACGGCAACGAACGAACGAACAAAUUUACGCGCACUAGCUUCCCUCCCCGAAACCGAAGAAAAACGCAGGAGAGUCCGCGGAGUGUACGAAGCAAUAGGCAGCGAACGGCAUCACAUUCACCUCCUCCAAUAGUGAAACUCCGGAGCGGACGUAUGGAAGGAACCAGUAAUUGUUGCAAACAUCGCGCCGGGAAAGAUAUUGUUGCUCGGUUGCUAUCCGCGUUGUACAUAAUGUAUAUAUUCUGUAUUGCUUUCAACCACCCUUUCUGUCCUACGCCUGUCGUGUCGUAAGUCUAAAGAAGUAAACACGCCUCGUUUAGUUACUUGUUUCCCGCAACGAGAAGUCUGCAGGAAAGUCACACCUUCCGGAUCAGGAGAUCUGGAACCAGCAGGACACAGCAGUAGAGCACGAUUUCACAAAGUGUUCAAAUCGUGUCUGACUACUUACGGAACAUCCGUCUAAAGGUAGCAAUAAUAUUAAUUACUGAUAGCGUGGGAACGCUGCUGAAAAGAAGACAACCGAGAGCAUUAUCGGUUCGAGAAGACACAUACUUGUACCAACCACUCGUCAGCAGUUGCCAUGGCAUCCUCACUGAAGAACCACAAAACGGCCGCCGUUGCUGCAGCAGCCACAGCUGGUGCCGCCGGUACCGGAAAAGGAAACUUUGGAUGGUUGGCACACGUGAAGUACGAACAUCUGAUGGCCGGCGUAUCUGGAGGUGUUACUUCCACUUUGCUGCUGCACCCGCUCGAUCUUAUUAAGAUUCGGUUCGCGGUCAACGAUGGUCGUACAGCAUCGGUUCCACAGUACCGGGGACUCACCAGCGCUUUCCUGACAAUUUUCCGCCAGGAAGGCUUUCGAGGAUUGUACAAAGGAGUCACGCCGAACAUGUGGGGCUCUGGCAGCGCCUGGGGAUUCUAUUUUAUGUUCUACAAUACGAUUAAAACUUAUAUUCAGGAUGGAAAUACGGCCCAACCACUAGGACCGACUUUGCAUAUGCUGGCCGCAGCCGAAGCUGGCGUUCUGACGCUUGCCAUGACGAACCCGAUCUGGGUGGUAAAGACAAGGCUGUGUCUGCAAUGCAAUGAACGUGUCACGGCCGGAACUGGCACCGGUUACGCCGGUAUGGUAGAUGGCCUGACGAAGAUCUACCGCACGGAAGGAAUCCGUGGGCUUUAUCGGGGUUUCGUCCCGGGAAUGUUUGGUGUGUCGCACGGAGCGCUGCAGUUCAUGACAUACGAAGAAAUGAAGAACAAGUACAACCAGCACCGCAAGCGACCGAUCGACUCUAAACUGACAACCUCCGAGUAUCUAACGUUUGCAGCCAUUUCGAAGCUGAUUGCGGCCGCCGGUACCUACCCGUACCAGGUUAUUCGGGCUCGCCUGCAGGAUCAAAACCAUAGCUACAAAGGCACCUGGGACUGCGUUAAGCUAACUUGGAGAUAUGAGUCGUGGCGUGGAUUCUAUAAAGGUCUCGGUCCGAACCUGACCCGGGUCGUCCCUGCGACGAUGGUUACGUUCUUAACGUACGAAAAAGUAUCACAGUAUCUGUUGGAUAGAAGUAAAGCUAAGAGCAAGCAUUAACAAUGCACUCUCUCCUGCACUGGCAAAACGGAUACAGAGUCUUAGUCUAAGCUCACAGUUUGCCCCCCCCUUAAACCAUGCCGUAAAUUAUCCGGCUGGUCCCUUACUGGUCCCUUACUGGUCUUAUAACAUAACCAAAUAAUAGCUUUACGGAACACGAACAAUAAUCACAGCAUAAUUGUUAUAGUAUAAGCUUAUAGUUCCUUUAAUCAAAUAUUGAUUUCCGUAGCAACGUAGAGCAUAUAAUUCGCUUCUCUAGAUGUUUAUCAAAAACAAAAUUGAUUGUUUCUUACUGAUAGAGAGAUUAAUUUCUCUUUAUCAUCAUGUUGAAGGACUUCGUGAGUACAUUCACCGAUCAUCGAAAAAGCCGUUAAAGAACAUUUUUGUUAGGAGAAUUUUCAUUGGACAUUCCUAGAAUUGAUUCAAUUCAUGGUUCGUCCAAGUACAGUUUAACAAUUUCCAGUUUAAUAUCCUAAGAAACCAAUUGCGUGGGUGAGCUACGAACGACUAUGGAUGACUCAUCAGCAACUUCUCGCACAAUAGCAAAAGCCGUUGGAAAAAUAGAUUCUUGUUUAAGAAAACGUA
This is a messenger RNA of Anopheles coustani, 2672 nucleotides long. Its product is annotated as mitochondrial folate transporter/carrier. Bases 1083 to 2087 code for a protein of 334 amino acids. Gene Ontology annotation, molecular function: FAD transmembrane transporter activity; folic acid transmembrane transporter activity; protein-lysine N-methyltransferase activity. The record is from RefSeq and is a predicted model, not a curated record. Gene Ontology annotation, cellular component: mitochondrial membrane; mitochondrion; mitochondrial matrix. The transcript has 5 exons. NCBI's taxonomy places the organism in Eukaryota, Metazoa, Arthropoda, Insecta, Diptera, Culicidae. Gene Ontology annotation, biological process: folate import into mitochondrion; nucleotide transport; mitochondrial transport.